GGCUACCACUUCUGUCAUUUUCUCCCCUCGCCCCUGGGAAACGGUUAUCGACAAACGGAGGAGGGUAGAAGCACACAGAUGUGACCGCUGAGGGCCCUGUUCCAGUUGACUGGGGACCUUGGUGAUCUGUGUGUCUCUGCUUUACAAGGACGGCGAGGAGGGAAGAAAGAAAGGGGGCGGGCGAGCUCUAGGAAGGAAGGGGACAAAAAGUGGUCUGUUCCACUGGCCUCUCCCAAUGAAUGAUAAUAAAUCAGUUCCAGAGCUUUGGAGGGGGCUUGGUCUCCUGGGAUUGUCUCCUUUGUGAGUUCUCAUCCUCCCCAUCCCACUCACCGGCCGGACAAUGACCCUGGCCCGAAACAGAAACGUGAAUACCCUUAUCCCAUUGGCAACCCGGACAUGGUAUUAUGACGGGCACGCGGCAGACCGGCCCCAGCUACCCGUGGGCAAGACUGGUGGGUUUUCUUCAGAUGUUUCGGGAAUGCGCCGCAGGACAGUGGAGAUGCCCAUCCCAUGGUUCUUUGUCUCCAGCGUUUGCAGAAUUUCCGUUCGCAGUAUUGCGCAGUGGAGGGGGCAGACAUCCACUCUCUCAACCUUCAUCAGUCCGGCCUCUUCCUCAGCCACGGGACAAUGGGCUCAAAGGAAUUCCCAGAAUGCCGCCCUCUGGAAUGCGCAGCCCCGAACAAAGACCAUGUCGGCCGAAUCGGGCUAACCACCACCUAUUUACUUACUUCGCCAGGUAUCUGACGUUCAUUGAACACCGACAGCCCGCGCAACCAACCGCCAGCCAGAUGCCACAAAAUGGGCCAGACAACAACCAAACUAAAUCGAAAACGAGCAUUCCCCGCGCCAACUCCGACCUCAACGCAGUUUUCCCAACCUGUCCUGCCCAUUCCCAUAUUCUAUCAUACAAGCAGAGAUUAGAAAUGUGACAGAGUUGCGCCCCAAACCCCUGCUAGCCCCCAUGGCCCAUCAACUACUAAAAAAAAACGCCGCGUGCGCUAAUGCAAUCAUGGAAGAAAGCCCUGGCCGGCUU
Molecule: messenger RNA, 1033 nt
Organism: Parathielavia appendiculata
Lineage: Eukaryota; Fungi; Ascomycota; Sordariomycetes; Sordariales; Chaetomiaceae
Exons: 2
Coding region: 405-929 (174 amino acids)
Source: RefSeq, a predicted model, not a curated record